Aureobasidium uvarum is the source of this 1233-nucleotide messenger RNA. The record is from the annotation of a GenBank genome assembly. NCBI's taxonomy places the organism in Eukaryota, Fungi, Ascomycota, Dothideomycetes, Dothideales, Saccotheciaceae.
GUCAUUGUCGUCGGAGCAGGACCGUCAGGACUGCUCUUGUCAUUGUUGCUGAUCCGAGCCGGUAUAAAGGUCCAACUACUAGAUGCUGCUCCUACGUUAGACGAUCAGCCUCGUGCAGCACACUAUGGACCUCCAGCGAUUCCAGAUCUUCGACGAGCAGGGAUCCUGGAUAGGAUCAAGUGUCAAGGCUUGACGCUCAACACAAUGUGUUGGCGGAAGCUUGACCAGACAUACAUUGCUGGCAUGGAUUUCAGCGAGACUUUGUCGAAUGAUCCCGAAUAUGGUGAUGUGAGAACUGUUAGCCUGGCUCUACAAACACUGGACGCUUUGAUGUUGGAAGACUUCGAGAAGGAAGGUGGUCAAGUCAGCUGGGAGCAUCGUGUUUUGGAUGUCCAGCAAGAUGGGUCGAAAGUCUGGGUCAAGGUACAGACGCCAACUGAAAAGGAAAAGACCAUCGAAGCAGAUUAUGUCGUGGGAUGUGAUGGCGCAAACAGUGUCGUCAGAAAGAGCCUGUUUGGAGAGGAAGGCUUUCCAGGAUUCACAUGGAAUCAGAAGCAGAUCGUUGCGACGAAUACGUACUAUGAUUUCCGCAAAUUCGGCUACCUUGAUGCGAACUUCAUCAUAGAUCGCGAUCAUCUAUACAUGGCAGCUAUCAUCGAUGACAAAGGUCUGUGGCGCGUAACGUAUGGCGAAGAGCCUGGUUUGACACGCGAACAACUGCUCGAACGUCAGCCGAAAAAGUUCGAGACCAUUCUACCAGGAAAUCCAAAGCCUGGCGAUUAUGAAAUGGUGAAUUUCUCGCCGUAUCGCAUGCACCAGAGAGUAGCCGACAAAUUCAGAGUUGGAAGAGUCAUGUUGGCAGCAGAUGCGGCACAUNNUGGCGGUCUUGGAAUCACUGGCGGGUUCGUGGACGUUGGCUGUUUGUACGACUGUUUGUACGGCAUUUGGACGCAUCAAGCCGAUGAUUCAAUCCUAGACUUGUAUUCGGAAGUGCGACGACAGAAGUAUAAAGAGAUCAUCGAUCCAAUCUCGACAGAAAACUUCAAACGUGUCUUCGACCAAGACCCGGAAGUCGCGGGAGAGAAAGACCACUUCCUAGCAUCCUUUGGAAUCCGUCAUGACUUUACUCAAUACUACCGUAAGAAUAAAGGCAAGGGUCCUAUCAUUGAUGAUGCGAAGUCGGAUUUUAGCGCUGAACACAUUGAGGAGAUUGCGCCAACAGGAGCGGACUGA